Molecule: messenger RNA, 2528 nt
Organism: Monopterus albus (swamp eel)
Lineage: Eukaryota; Metazoa; Chordata; Actinopteri; Synbranchiformes; Synbranchidae
Gene: pigu
Product: phosphatidylinositol glycan anchor biosynthesis, class U
Exons: 12
Coding region: 41-1348 (435 amino acids)
Biological process (GO): attachment of GPI anchor to protein
Cellular component (GO): GPI-anchor transamidase complex; membrane
Source: RefSeq, a predicted model, not a curated record
GUCGAGCCCUGCGCAGAGAGGAGCGCCCUUCCUCGUCAAGAUGGAGGCUCCUUUGACUCUACUUAUGGUUGUAGCCGUUACGAUCCGUGCAGCUCUGUUCAGGUCCAGUUUGGUGGAUCUAGUUGCAGAGAGAGUGGAGGUGGUGUCUCCACUGACUGCCUGGAAAAGAGUGGUUGAAGGUUUGGCUCUGCUUGACUUGGGAGUGUCACCCUACUCUGGAGAUGUUUUCCAUGAGACUCCUCUCAUCAUUUACCUCUUUCACUUUUUGGUGGACUAUGCUGAGAUAACGUUUAUGUUGGCAGACGUGAUCACUGCUGUGGCUCUGUACAUGGCAGUGAAGGACUACAACAGACAAGUGUUCAGAAAGCAGAAAUUUGCCUUGGAGGCCGACCGCUAUCCCCCCGACUGUCUGGAGCUCAUCAGAAGCCCCAAAGAAAUGUACUACGUCCCUCUGAAAGUAGCCAUGUUUUACCUGUUGAACCCGUUCACCAUCCUCUCCUGUGUCGCCAAGUCAACCUGUGGUCUGAACAACGCCGUCAUCGCCCUCUUCAUCCUCUCCACGAUUAAGGGAAAUGUUUUGCUGAGUGCCAUAUUUCUGUCGCUGGCCACGUAUCAGUCCAUUUACCCUCUGACUCUGUGUGCUCCAGCACUGCUGUAUUUGAUGCAGCGACAGUACAUCCCGGUGAACUUUCGGCGAGUCAGUUUCUGGUGGUUCGUCGUGCAGUAUGCCUUCAUGUACCUGGGUAGCCUGUUUGUCAUCAUCUGUCUCUCCUUUUUCCUGCUCGGCUCCUGGGACUACCUGCCGUCUGUCUACGGCUUCAUCCUCUCCGUACCAGACCUGACCCCCAACAUCGGCCUCUUCUGGUAUUUCUUCGCCGAGAUGUUUGAACACUUUCGCCUCUUCUUCCUCUGCGUCUUCCAGAUCAAUGUUUUCUUCUACACCAUCCCUCUGUCCAUCAAGCUCAAGGACCACCCAGUGUUUCUGAUCUUCAUGCAAUUAGCUGUCAUUUCCAUCUUUAAGUCAUACCCCACUGUGGGAGACCUCGCUCUCUACCUGGCCUUCCUUCCUGUCUGGAGUCACCUGCACAGAUUCUUGAGGAAUAUCUUCCUGGUCUCCUGCGUCCUGCUGGCCUGUUCGGCUCUCUUCCCAGUCCUCUGGCACCUCUGGAUCUACGCCGGUAGCGCCAACUCCAACUUCUACUACGCCAUAACACUGCUGUUUAACGUGGCGCAGAUCCUGCUGGUGUCUGAUUAUUUCUACGCCUUCUUGAGGAGAGAACACCACCUCACCUAUGGACUGUAUCUGAAGAGAAAGGACGGCUCCGAGGCUACGCUAGUACUCAAAUAAAACUCGUACAGCCUCUACCAGAAGAGGAGAAACUGCUCGAGGUCUCAUGAAUCCUCAAAGUGAACAGACACAGACUGAGGAGGAUAAAGAUUUUUGACGCCACGCUGGUCGUCAGACAGAACAGCAGCGUACGUGCCGAUGGCGUGCACGGUAUAGCGCCAUAUGCAAACAACAGAACAGCAACAGACACAGAUACAGAAGCUGGGUAUAGAAAUCUGGCUCCUGCCAUCAUCUUCUCUUCUGGAGCACUCUUAUUUUGAAGCCUCCCUCCACUUUGAACCUACACCUGACAAUGGGACUUUUAUUUUGAAACCUUCCUCCUCACAGCUGCUGCAGAGGAAUUUUAUUUUGAUGCUCUGUUCACUGUUUUCAUGGAAAGCCUGAAGGUUUCCAUUUCUCAUCUCUGUCUUUCUCACCGCUCUCCCACUGUUUGCCUGUCACCCUAUUUUUGUUUUGUUAUUUUGCUCUUUAAUAUCCAAGAUAACCAGUGUUGCAUCACAAUGGAUGGUGAAAACCAGUCAAACCAAUUCUAACCUCAUUGUGGUACAUAAAACCUAACACUACAAGGGACUGUGACAACAAAGAGACAGAAUUUUUGUUUUGGACCACGUUAAACAUCGUCUAGCCUCAGUGCUGACCCGCCUUCUGUUUGAGCCUGGACUGUGUUUUCCUCUCUUCCUGCAUGUAUCAUCAGAGAUAGUUAACCAAGCUGUUAUUACAUUUAGAUUUAACUCUUAAAUGAAUUAUUCCCCAUAAAUGUGUUUCACUGGGCGGUGUCUGAGGUCACUGCACAAGGCUUUUUAAGUAAUGGACUGUUUUGACAUUUUGGGAAAUACACUCAUACUUUCUUGCCAAGUUAGAUCUUCAUAUUGAUACAGUACCACUGUCAAGUAUUUUCAGGUACAUAACCACUCAUACAACAGCAAUUAAAAUUUUGUAUGAGUAAAUAGAUAAAACUUUAAUUAGUGAUGUGUCAGGGUGCUGUUGUGUGGUUUUUGUUACCUUUGGACAGAGUCAGGCUGCUUGUUUCCAGUCUUUAUGCUAAGCUAAGCUAAGCUAACCAGCUGCUGCAGAGAUGACAGUGGUAUCGAUCCAAAGAUCUGCUGUAAGCAAAGCAAACAGUUGUUUAUCUUUCCCAAACUGUCAAAACUCCCCCUGAAGUGUUGGGAAAAGGUUUUAU